Saccharomyces eubayanus is the source of this 1719-nucleotide messenger RNA. RefSeq names its product sugar porter family MFS transporter. Bases 1 to 1719 code for a protein of 572 amino acids. Lineage: Eukaryota; Fungi; Ascomycota; Saccharomycetes; Saccharomycetales; Saccharomycetaceae. The record is from RefSeq and is a predicted model, not a curated record. Gene Ontology annotation, cellular component: plasma membrane. Gene Ontology annotation, molecular function: carbohydrate:proton symporter activity. The transcript has a single exon. Gene Ontology annotation, biological process: carbohydrate transport; transmembrane transport.
AUGUCAAGCCUUGGUGAUAUACCUGCGAAUAAYUUAUCUCCGGCUAGUUCGAAUCCCCAUUCAACGGCUAGCGCAUCUCCUAUUAGGACCAAACAAGAAGAUUCWAAAAACUCCUCUGAUCUGGCUUUGGCUGAACCRGCUGCGGCUGAACCAGCUAUCGAACUACCAAAGAAACCCCUCUCUGCCUAUACCACCGUCUCGAUUCUGUGUUUGAUGAUUGGGUUUGGUGGGUUCAUCUUUGGUUGGGAUACCGGUACAAUCUCGGGUUUUGUCAACCUCUCCGACUUCGUCAAAAGAUUUGGCCAAAAAAACGACAAGGGAAUUUACUACCUGUCAAAAGUGAGAAUGGGGCUGAUUGUUUCGAUAUUCAACGUUGGUUGUGCCGUGGGCGGGAUUCUUUUGUCAAAAGUAGGUGAUAUAUAUGGCCGCCGUAUUGGUUUAAUUGCGGUCACGUCUAUCUAUGUCGUGGGCAUCCUAGUCCAAAUCACCUCGACACAUAAAUGGUACCAAUACUUCAUCGGCAGAAUCAUUUCCGGUUUAGGCGUGGGAGGCAUUGCCGUCCUCUCCCCAAUGCUAAUAUCCGAGGUGUCUCCAAARCAGAUCAGAGGUAACCUUGUCCAACUGUAUCAGCUGAUGGGGACAAUGGGUAUUUUCCUGGGCUACUGCACCAACUACGGUACAAAGAACUACGACGACUCGACCCAGUGGAGGGUCGGCCUUGGCCUUUGCUUUGCCUGGGCUACAUUCAUGAUCAGCGGGAUGAUGUUCGUGCCCGAGUCGCCACGUUUCCUGGUCGAAGUUGGUAAGCAUGAAGAAGCCAAACGUUCCAUAUCGAAAUCUAACAAGGUUUCAGUCGAUGACCCUGCUCUAUUAGCCGAAUAUGACGCUAUAAGGGCGGGUAUCGAGCUCGAAAAGCUAGCAGGUAACGCAUCAUGGGGCGAGCUUCUCUCCACAAAGACAAAGGUGUUCCAACGUGUGAUCAUGGGAGUCAUGAUCCAAUCUUUGCAGCAACUAACCGGUGACAAYUACUUCUUCUAUUACGGCACGACRAUCUUCAAGUCUAUUGGUCUAAAAGACUCCUUCCAAACAUCGAUCAUCAUUGGUGCAGUCAAUUUUUUCUCUUCAUUCGUGGCAAUAUACACCAUCGAGAGGUUUGGACGCCGUACGUGCCUGUUGUGGGGUGCCGCCGCCAUGCUAUGCUGCUUUAUUGUGUUCGCCUCCGUCGGUGUAACCAAGCUUUGGCCUGAGGGAAGCAGUCAUCAGGAUAUCACAUCUCAAGGUGCUGGUAACUGUAUGAUUGUUUUCACCAUGUUUUUCAUUUUUGCGUUCGCUACCACCUGGGCAGGCGGCUGCUUUGUUAUCGUGUCAGAAACCUUUCCGCUUAGAGUCAAAUCAAGAGGUAUGGCGAUCGCAACGGCUGCGAACUGGAUGUGGGGUUUCAUAAUUAGUUUCUUCACUCCUUUCAUCACCGGUGCCAUCAAUUUUUACUAUGGCUAUGUCUUCAUCGGCUGUCUAUGUGUUGCCUUCUUUUACGUCUUUUUCUUUGUCCCAGAAACGAAGGGCCUGACGCUAGAAGAGGUCGACACUAUGUGGCUAGAAGGCAUUCCACCAUGGAAGUCGGCUUCAUGGGUGCCACCGGACAGAAGAACCGCAGAUUACGAUGAGGAUGCUGUGGCUCAUGACGAUAGACCAGCUUACAAAAGGUUCUUCUCCAACUGA